AUGUCCAAUUCUAAGAGCUCGGACGAGUUCGAAGCGGCCCAUCUCAUAGAAGAAGGAUCACAUACUGUGGAUGAGGAGCACCCACAUCCCCAUGGAUCGGCGCGAGUUGGUCAAUUCACCGUCGAUGACUUCUUCCGCCAUCCCAUUAGAGCUAUACCUGAUAAACAUCGAAAGCGAUUGUCUACGUUGCUUCGAUUGAGUGGAGUUUUGCUUUUGGUAUUUGGUGGUUACUUCUUCUGGAACUACUUUGAGAUAGAACGCAGUUGCGAGAGCUCAUCACGGCCUGAUGCCCCUAUGCUUUGUGAAUCCCCCGAAUGUGUCCACGCGGCAUCUGAAAUACUCUAUAACCUAGACCCCAACGUCGCCAAUGUCGACCCCUGCACCGACUUCGACCAAUAUGUCUGCGGAGGUUGGCGAGCUCGUCAUGACAUGCGUCCAGACCAAGGGUCGAUUUUUGCGGGCACUGCAAUGGCAGAGAAUGCUCAGAUGCGACUUCGUCACAUUCUGGAGGCCCCAGAUGCACCAUCAUCGGAAGAUAAAGAGAACUUUGGCAAAUUGAAGGCGGCAUAUCAAGCGUGUUUGGAUGAGUCCACUAUCAACAAGCGCGGCAGCAAACCGCUGGAGCAUGUGCUGGCUCAGCUGGAGGAUAUUUACUCCAUGAAGGGAGUUUCCAACCGGGAUGUCCAGAAGAAUUUGACCGAUGCGGUGCUGCAACUAAUAAAGUUUGACGUUGAGGCACUGGUUGUUCCAUCUGUUUCACCCGACGACCGUGAUCCGGAUUCUGUUGCCAUCUUCGUUGUCCCCGUAGAUGAAAUCGGACUCCCUGCUAGGGAGUACUAUAAUAACACGGAUACCGUGGCGGAAUAUACCAAGGUUGCCGAGAAAGUACUAGGAAGCUUUGUUUCCAGUAAAGACAGUAUCAAGGAUGUCAUGACGUUUGAGGCAAAGCUUGCCAAUGCCACGCCUGAUACACAGACUCGCGAGGACAUCACAAAGUCUUACAACCCGAGGACCAUCAAGGAAACCGAAAGUCUCUUGCCGGAGAUCUCGUUGUCUGACAUUAUCUCGGCUCUGGCCCCAUCUGGCUACAAAAAUGACCGCUUGAUUGUGGGUUCUCCAUCAUACAUCGAAUCUCUGUCGAGUAUCCUCAGCGAGACAUCCCGCGAGACUGUCCAACUUUUCUUCAAGUGGAAGAUAAUCCAAUCAUUUGCGGACAGUAUUGAGGAUCCCAAGAUUCGGCCGCUCCGGGAAUUCAACAACAAACUAAGUGGCAAGGAUCCCCAAGCCACGGAAGAGAGGUGGCGUAAAUGUAUCAAUGUGCUCGAUGGGGGCCUUCCUUGGAGCUUGAGUCGAUUCUAUAUCCUUGACUCCUUCUCCCGUGCGUCCAAGGAACUUGGCGAUCAGGUCAUCUCCGACAUCAAGGAGCGUUUCGUAUUCACGCUGGACCAAACUUCCUGGAUGUCGCCUGAGGUAAAGAAGCUGGGAAUCCAAAAGGUUGGUAACAUUGUUCAGAAGAUUGGAUAUCCCACCAAGAGCCCGGACGUAAUGGACCCAUCCGAUGUCGAAGAGUAUUAUCGGGACCUGAAACUGUCCGACGAGACUUUCUUUGAGAACCAACUCGCCAUCGCCGAAUUCUUGAUCCAACGAUUAUGGUCCAAAUUGGGCAAGCCCACUGAUCGGAAUGAGUGGGACAUGAGUGCCCCGACCGUCAACGCAUAUUACAACCCACCUGGCAAUGAGAUUGCUUUCCCGGCCGGAAUCAUGCAGUCUCCUGUAUUUUAUGGACCGUCCGCGCCUUUGUACUUGACUUAUGGUGCUUUUGGAGCGGUCAGUGGACAUGAGCUUUCACACGGUAAGUGCGACCAUUACUUCAGGCCGAAGAUGAGAUCGUUGACAGAUCCACUUUCAGCUUUCGAUUCAAGCGGUCGCCAUUAUGAUGAAACUGGCAAUUAUACCGAUUGGUGGGAUGAAAAGACAGUGGCUGGAUUCGAAGAACGUGCACAGUGCUUUGUCGAUCAAUACUCCGAAUUCACAGUCACCGGACCGGAUUCGAAGCCAUUGCACGUCAAUGGUCGCCUGACCCUAGGCGAGAACAUUGCCGACGCGGGAGGUCUUGCAGCGGCGUUCCAUGCAUGGAAGAAGCGCGACGAGUCGAAGCCCGACCCUCUCCUGCCUGGCCUGUCGACGUUUAGCAAGGAGCAGCUGUUUUUCGUCUCGUAUGCCAAUUGGUGGUGUAGUAAGACGACAAGAGAGGCGGCCCAGUCAGCUAUUUACAAUGACCCACAUGCGCCCAAACCUGCUCGGAUUAUUGGAACCAUGGCGAAUUCUCGGGAAUUUAAAGAAGCGUUUCAAUGCGCGAGUCACGACCCUGUCUGCAAGCUCUGGUAA
Messenger RNA from Aspergillus chevalieri, 2388 nucleotides. RefSeq names its product M13 family metallopeptidase. Lineage: Eukaryota; Fungi; Ascomycota; Eurotiomycetes; Eurotiales; Aspergillaceae. Gene Ontology annotation, biological process: protein processing. Gene Ontology annotation, cellular component: plasma membrane. Gene Ontology annotation, molecular function: metalloendopeptidase activity. The record is from RefSeq and is a predicted model, not a curated record. Bases 1 to 2388 code for a protein of 795 amino acids. The transcript is spliced from 5 exons.